Molecule: messenger RNA, 12331 nt
Organism: Bacillus rossius redtenbacheri
Lineage: Eukaryota; Metazoa; Arthropoda; Insecta; Phasmatodea; Bacillidae
Product: ETS translocation variant 3-like
Exons: 4
Coding region: 213-737 (174 amino acids)
Biological process (GO): regulation of transcription by RNA polymerase II; cell differentiation
Cellular component (GO): nucleus
Molecular function (GO): sequence-specific DNA binding; DNA-binding transcription factor activity, RNA polymerase II-specific
Source: RefSeq, a predicted model, not a curated record
CGAGCCCUCGCCCCAGCCGUCAUGCAGCCGCCCGCCGAGGACACGUGACGCCGCGUCGUGCGACCAGCGCCUGCCGCCAGUUCCUGCUGGAGCUGCUGAUCAGCAACCAGUACACGAGCAUCAUUACGUGGACGAACAACGACGGCGAGUUCAAGCUGGUGAACGCUGAGGAGGUGGCGCGCCUGUGGGGGUUGCGCAAGAACAAGACCAACAUGAACUACGACAAGCUGAGCCGUGCGCUGCGCUACUACUACGACAAGAACAUCAUCAAGAAGGUGCUCGGCCAGAAGUUUGUGUACAGAUUUGUUUCAUUUCCUGAGAUCGUCAAAAUGGAAAGCAAGAUUCCAUUUAAAGUGAAGAUGGAAAGUCUUCAAAAGUCCCCUGGUAUAUUCACUGGGAAGUUUUUCUGUAGGCCUGCUUCAACAAAUUCGAACUUCAGUUCUUUUGCUUCAAGAACAGCCGCAGCCGCACUAGCAGAGCUCCGCCAGCCAUUCUUCUUCCCGGAGUCGUACCUGGACACGUGGAAGAAGUUCCCGCUGCCGUUCGCGCUGGCCGACCAGGAGAGCGCGCGCUUCGCCGCGGCCUACAAGGCCCUGCCGCGCAGAGCCGCGCCCAAGCCCUUCCACUUGUGGGGCGCCGCGGGGGCGCUAUCGUGCGCGCCCUACCCAGGCUUCCACUGCCCCUUCUCGCCGCAGCCCGGCGCGCCCGUGCAGCCGCCCGCGCCCAAGAUGCUGUGAACCACCGCGUCACCUACCUUAUUUAUUGUAGCUUAGUGGCCACUUGCUGGUGUGUAGCAUCUUAGCUAGUGAACGGAAACUGUACAGUAUUCACUUCUGAAAGCGUUUUAACAAGAUGGGCGGUAUCUUAAUAAAAUGCCUUUUCGAAAAUCAGGUCUAAAGCCGGGGUUUGGUAUUUUUUCAAAUCUUUUUUCGCUUUUAUUGGGGCUCUGCAAAUCUAAUGAUUCGAUAGUCCACGUAGCUGCUCCGGCAACACAUUCUAGCGGCGCGUGCGGAAAUUACGUGUGAUUCACGUCAAGAAAUGUAGUUGAAAAAACAUUUUUUUUGUAUUUAUCACAUUCGGGAUUAUUUUAAAGAAUUCCACGUAAAACUUUUUUAAAAUCAUUUUUUAAAAUUUGUAUUUCAGUUUAUUUUACAUGUUUGAAAUUCACUUCCUGUUAAGUGACAGCCGGUGAGCUGUCGCCAACAGUGUUGCCUGUCACUUCAGACUGUACCAGGUUUCUAGAAACAUGCUAAGUAUCAGCCCACUCGUCGCUAGUAACUGGUUGCUGGUGCAUGCUGCAAGAUUGUACCCACACAUGUUUGCCACACUUCACCAGUCAUCACUGCCACUGUUGCAAGUGACCACAUAUUAGGAAAAGUGGUUAUAUGUUUUAACUCUUUCUUCACUGAAAGAAUACACUUAGCAAGAAUUCUUAAGUGUUUAGAUUACCUGGAAUGCACUAAACUUGUCAACUUUCAAGCUCUAGAGUAAAUCCCUAUAUGAAAAAAGGCAGGCAAUAAAACUUUUUGUUUGACUAAUUGUUCAUUCACUAACCGUCAAUAUCCUGUGUUUCCACAGCUUGAUACUGCAUAUAACUUGGCUAUAAUAGUCUCAUUUUCAAAAUAUUUCUCCAUUUACAUCUGGAGAUAGCACAUUAUCAUUAAUCCAACAUUCUGGGCGACACUGAUUUAUAAAUAGUUGAUGUAAUUAGAAAAAUGAGCACAAAAAAACAAUAGAGCAGUUUUACAGUAAUCAAACUUCAGUACCAGAACUAGGGUAGACCGGGGGAAAUCGGGUCAAUUUUUUGAAAUUCCUGAAUAAGUAUAAAACCAAUAUUAAUUUACCAUAAAAUAAUCUACAGUAAUAUCAGUCAUGCAUUUAUGUACAUAUUUACAUACAAACCUUAGCCAAUCUUCCUUACGAAUUGACAUUAAACUUGAUCAAAGGAAAAUGAAAUGUUUUGACCCGAUUUGGACAGAAGUGGGGUAAAUCGGAUCACAAGUGGGGCAAAUCGGAUCAACAGAUUUUCUUUAUUGUUUUGACAGACACAUUCCGCAUAUAAACUGUUUACACUGAAAAGCAUUGACACAGCGCUCAUGGUACCACAUUUUGCAAUACUGGCACUGAAUCCAGUCUCCAGCAGUGCAGCUUCUGAUGUCUUUGUAUGCAAUUUUGCACAUGUUGCAGAGAACAUCUGCCUCAUCAUCCUGGCCUUCUUCCAAAAUUUCCAACUCGGAUGUGUUUUUAGUUUUUGUUCGCUUCUUCGUCUUCAGAGCUUCAAUUUUGCUUUGCUUUGAACUUAAUUUAACACCUGCUUCUUGCUUUUCAAUUUCCUGGAUUCCAACAAUGUGCGAUUCUAUUUUGACAGUAGCCUUAGAGAAGCAACAGUUUUUCGUUCACCUAUUCUCUUUGGUGUUAAUUUUUCCGGUGUUGGUAACAGGCAUCUCACUUCUUCUGUGGUGCUCCUUCCACUUACAUCUUUGGCAGUGAACUCGUAAUUCUAUAUUUACAUGGAUAAUAUUUUCAUUAUUUUAACAUGUACUAAACUUCAAUAUUAUUAAAAGUACUUACCAAUUUUAACUAAAGUUGAAGUCAUGUACCUUAAAUUCAUUUUUCCCACUUAUUUAGAAUAGGUCUUAACUUAAAAAUUGAGAAAGAAGAAUAAAGUGCUUCACAAUAUAUAGAAAAUAUAUGAAGCGACCCAAUUUCCCCACUGUAUGCAGUGACUCGUUUUACCCCAACGGCAGUGACCCGAGUUACCCCAUUUCGCACUUUUAAAAAAAGAAAAAUAUUAUAAAAUCUGUCAAACAUAUAGAGCUUCAGUAAUGCAGAAGAAUGUUAAUUGGGUACAUAUUUUCGUACUCCAUUACUUAAACUACAAUACUAUUUCAAAAUGCGAACGUAAAAGCUUAUUUGAAACAAAAUAAAACUUACAUUUUAAGAAUUUUCCACUUCAGGACUACACAGGUUCGGGUUCAUGUCGCACAGACUACCAGAAUGUUGUUACAGACGAUGUUCGCCUUGUAGUGGAGGUUGCAUAGACAGAUAGCAGCACUCUUUGGUAGGUUCCGUAGACUCCAGUUCAUUCUUUCGCCACAAGACAGCAGAUCUUGUUACGAUGACCCGGUUUACCCCGUGACCCGAUUUCCCCCGGUCUACCCUAUACUACUAUAACUGUAGUAUUUGCACUAGAAUUUACAGCUGUGUACUAAAGUACUAUCAGUAAUUUAUUAUAAUACACAAAGAAAACUAUUUUUGAAGUGAACUGUACUAUAGUAACAAUUUAUGUACUAUAAUUUAAGCUUUGAGCUCUUUAAACAUUAAAAAAAAAAUAAUUUUUACAUUAUACCACAAGUACAUUUGGCUGAGAUCUUCCUGUGACGAUGUGACUGAGUAUCCUUCACUUGAACUUCACUCGCGCACACGCUGUGAGAAUAGAGAAAACUAAUGAUGAUAACUUAGAUGAUUUGUUCUCUUGGAAUGUAUUUCGAGCCAGGCAGAGCUUACUAUUUUUUAAGUUUCACUCUCAAUUAUUCAGGUCUUAAGGUUUACAAUUAUUUUUUUGUUAUCAUUGAAUGCAUCUAUCUGUAUUGAUUACGUAUGAUCUAAAGAAUAGAUAUAACUUGUCGAAAAGUUAUGAUCUGAUAAUUUUACACGCUUCAUUUGCCACCAAGAAAACAUACAUGUGCCAUUUGCACUGCAUAUGUUAGUGUAAUGUCCAGUGCCGCAAAUGGGAAUUAAUAUGAUAAUCAGAAAGCUCAAAGUCCCCUGACUUCAUACUCGAAGCUGCGAGAACAAUGGCGUCUUAGUUAAGCCACUUUACGCAACAGUGCUCUGUAGACCUGCAGAAUACUCCAGAUGAUACAGAGAGGUACUCGGGACUCUUUGGAAAGGCCACUAAUGGGGUUUCCGAGUUGCGGUAGGGGAUGGAUGGGUGUACCUGUAUCGUACCUCUCAAGGAGGCGGGUUUUGCCAAGGAAUCCGCCUGGCCUGCGUGCCGGUUUGGCUGGCCGGACCACAUCUCUGGUAGCCUCGUAACAAUAAUUUAGACUGAUUACUGGUACGGCUGAUGCGGCCGUUUCUAAAAUGUGCAUUAUUAAAGUCAACAUAUUAAAUUAAUUUUUAAUACACUAAUAACACAUAAUAUUUCUUCCAGAAACAUGAACCUGUACAUUUUAUGUGCUUAAGUAACUGAAAGACAUGCAGUAGAGUCUAGCUAAUCCGGACGGAUCUAAAAAAAAAAUAAAAGAUGAAAAAAAGAAUGUUGUGACACAAGAAAAGAAGAAAAUACAAUUCUAAGAGAGGGUCGCUAACCCUUAGUUGCCGAAAGUUUUACCCACGUUUUCUGCUCAUCGUCUGUUUUUCGAGAAGUGACUCACUCUGUACUCGCGAGUUGUUUUGUUCCCUUCAGUAGGUGGUUACCUGUGCUGGUUAUAGGUUCUCGUGACAGUUAUUUUUAUUAGGUGCGAGUGUCUUAUUGUGUGAACUUAUUAAGAGCAACGUAAUGGCUACUAAACGUAAGAAAGUGACUGUAACAAUGGAGCAAAAAACACCACGCCUUAUUUCGUAUUGAUGCGGGUGAAUCAUUAACUAGAAUCGCGCAAGAUUUAGGAGUGGGAAAACAGACUGUUUCUGAUUGGAAAACAAUUUGGAAAAAAAUUGAAGAUUUUUGUGUGAAAAUGGUGAGUAAUGACAGUCUGAGUAACAGAAGCACGUUAAAAAAAAACAUAAAACGAAACUUUAGACGAGGCUUUGUACAUUUGGUUUUGCCAACAACGUGAACAAGGCGUUCCGCUGUCAGGCGUAACAUUACCAGCGUUCGCGCUCAAUCUCAAUGAAAAAUUAAAAGUCGACCCUGAUUUUACUGUCCGUGUGGGAUGGCUGACUCGUUGGAACGAUCGACAUGGUGUUCGUGAACUUAGUGUAAGCAAUGAAAUUUUUGUCAGGUGAAAAUAGUGCAAGUGAAAACUUCAAAGUAAAAUUUGAGAAGUUUGUUAAAGAUGAAACCUUAGAGCCUUGGCAAGUGUUAAAUGCUGAAGAAACGGGAUCAAAUUACAAAAUGCUUCCAAAAAAACAUUAGCCUCAAAGUUGGAUUCUGUAGCCAAAGGUCAAAAGGUAAAAAAAAAAAAAAAAAAGCGUCUUUGCUUACUUGUAGUAACUAUUCUGGCGAUUUGAAAAUUCCUCUUUGGUAAAAGCCUAGGACCCAUAAAAAUAUUAAUAAAAAUGCUCUUCCAGCCCAGUACACUUCACAAAAAUCGGCAUGCAUGGAUGGAACAAUUUUUAAAGCUUGGUUUUUUUAAGCACUUGUUCCUAUAAGAAAACAGCUUUUAAGAGACAGAAACCACCCAGAAAAAGAUGUGUUGUUAAUUGACAAUGCACCGUGUCACCCGAGUGAAGAAGAAUUACGAGAUGGUGAAAUUUUUGUAAAAUUUCUGCCACCAAACGUGACUGCUUUGAUACUACCUAUGGUUCAAGGUGCGAUUGAAGCAAUGAAACGGCGAUAUAGGAAAAAAAAUUGAUCAUGUCUCUUUUAGAGCAACAAGUAGCAGACCGUCAGCUAACUUAAUUAAAAAGUGACCACAAAGACUGUCAUUUACUUGGCUGCAGAAGCGUGGGAAGAAAUGAAGCCAUCAAAUCUUCAAAAAAGCUGUAAAAAAAUUGUGACCGAGCUUUUCAUAGGAAAACAAGGGACAAGACGAAACUCAACAAACUUCAUUUAGCUUUGAUUUUGUACAAGUUUUUCAACAGUUGGAGGGUUGUGCCAGCACGGAGGAGAAUGUAUCAGAGUGGAUGAACAGUGACAGCGGUAUUGGUCAUUAAAUGUUAACUGACGAUGAAAUCGUGGUGGCGUGCGUUGCAAACAAGGCAACUGAAAUAGACAGUUCGGAAGAUGACGACGAAGGUACGGAGGAAUCAGCUGGCCCAACUCAUGGCGAAGCUGGACUACAAUGCUGGAGGGAUUGCUGAGUUACUUUGAGAAGCAUAGCGACUCAUUGUCUGCUCAGCUACUGACCUUGAGGCGCCAACGAGAUUGCACGGCGAAACGACGGCAUUCUUCAAUGAAACAAAAGAAUAUUACAGACUUUUUCGAGUGAAUUGUAAAUGUUUUAAAUCUUUAAUAGUUUUAUACUAUUUAAUUACGUAUGUACAAUACAUAGUUUGGUUAAUAUGCACAUACAUAUGUACAUAGCUUUCUUAAGGUACUUUAUAAAGAAAAAAACGUUGAUUUUUAAUCAAUAAGGUUUUUUCUUUUGCCUAUAAAACUUGUUUUUGCUACAUUUUAAAGUUGUUUACGGUUAAUCCGGAUGGGCCCGGUCCCGGCAAGUCCGGAUUAGCGAGACUCUACUGUAUUUUACAAAAAGUUUGAGUAAAGGUAAAAAUGAUUCAAUAUCUAUAGUAUUAUUUUUAAUUAAGCAAAUUCAAUAAACUAAUUAGCCAAAAAGCAUAAGUAGCAUGUUACUAUAAUAUAAAAUAUAUGGCAAAGUUAAAGUCAUUUUUGAACAUUUGCCUUUUUCUUUCCCUAAAAUUAUUAUGUCCUGCGCCUUGCUGUCUUUAAAAAUAUAAGGCAGUGAUAUGACGUGGGCGAGUUAGGCAUUUCACGAGUUUGGAACUAAGGAUGAUGGGACUAGAGGGCUUGAUGAAAGAGCUUGAUAGAAACAGAGAUAAACAUACUUUUCAAACAGACAGCACUUUAAAUUAAUAUUCUGAUAAAAAAAUUUUAAUUAUAAUCCUAAAAUGUAGUUAACGCAAGUGUUUGUAAAAUUAGUGUUCAGUGCAGCUUUUAUUUUUUCAUGUGUGAAGAUGGCUUACUACCUUCACUAGCCUUCUACAGAGCCAGUGGCAGUUUCAGAAAUUAAAUAUAAGAAGUUAUUUGCUUAAUAAUAUGUUGUGCAAACUCUUACACAAGAUAAAAAUCUAUUGGAUACAACAAAUUUAGCUAAACUACUCUUCCACAUUGUCUGGUUGCAUCAUACACAACACGAUCGACGUGGCCCAGAUGUGUUCGUAUCGUUAGAUACAAAAAAACCUGCUCGUGGCAACCAAGUUAGAAAUCUAAAAUUUUAAGAAAUUUGGAUUUCAAAUUUUUCCAUUUAAAAAUAUCCAACCAACCAUAUUAAAAGUGUUUGAAAACCUGUUACACUAUCAAAACUUAAUAAUGGUCUGAGUGAGUUUAAACUUUUAAUAUUUUACUUUCUUUUGAAAUAAUAAUAAAACAUCACAGAGCAAGAUGGAAUAUUGUGACAUGUUAUUAUUUUUCAAGCAAUGCAAUUUUAGAUAACAUAGCUACCCAUUUCAUGAUAAAAUAAUUGUUACAAUCUUUAGAAGUUAGUGUGCCAUUUUUCACUUUUUUAUAGUAAAAUUACUUAGAGACAAACGUCACACAAACAUAAUUUUUUUAACCAAUUCAUUUGCUCUUAUAUACGCCAUGCGUACUUCGCCAUUUUAAAGAUUAGUUGUGAUGGAAACGUAAGCGAUUUUCGUUUUUGCUGGACAGGAUUCUGAUAGGCUGAUCCCACCAAUUAUACAGUAGAUUUUAGAAUCUAUUUUAUAAACAUAUAGUUUAAUGUAAACUAAAGUCAUUUAACUUACUUUUCCUAAAAACAUGGCCUUAUGGUGACGUUUUUAAUGUUGCGCCUAUAAGCCUCCAGCUUUAUUUUAUCAACAACAGUUGGAAACGAAAGUUUGAAAGCAUGAUGGACCCUUAAAUAGCGUAAUUGUGUCAUUAUAUCACCAGCUCUGCACCACCAGUCUUCUUUCCAGAUUUCACAUUUUGUCACAUCACCUAAUAUUGUGCACUACGAUGUAAUGUCAUUUUCAAGGUGAACUGUACGCGUUGCCUAGUGCCCCUCCACAGCGGCAUCCAAAAUGUCACUUUGCAAAUGACUUUGAAAUUUAACUGUCCCAAAACAAAGUGAGUAAAUUCUUUAAAAACUCUUAUAGUUGUCGCAAAACUGCUUGGUUAUUGUCCCAAGAAUCUGCACAGUGAAAUAUUUACACACAUGAUUUUCGUGGAUAACACAUCAUAAACUGCAAAAAAUAUACCUAUCAGGUUUAAAUAAAAUGAGAAAAUGAUUCUUGUUGCUAUAGAUAAAAGAACAAUCUUGAAUUAUAAAUUCCUCCUGCUCUCCCAUUCCACUUAAUGUUAUCUACAGGCAUAUAGGGGAAAGGGGGAGAGGUAUGGAAAGUGUAUAUUUAAAUUAAUCAUGGUGGGCAGGGGGUUAUGGUGGUAAAGACAUUUAUUACAUGGUGCCAUUUUGAAAAGUUUCCUCCUGCUCCUUAAUCUACCACAUCAAAGACAUCUAGGGCAGUGGCAAGUGGGUUAUCAAAAUGAGCGCGUUGAAGAGGGGGAUUGGGUGAUAACGCUGUCUGCUGGGGCUACCAUUUUGGACGGUCGUGUAGAUGGUUCUUACCCCAACUAUUAGAGUUCGCUAGCACUGGUAUCCACCACAAUCUUAGAUUGACAUCUGCUACUGACUAACAUCCUAGUGUACUGUCCAGUACACUUCCUAGUGUAAUAUUAUAGGGAUGGGUAAUGCAUAGCCGAACGGGAGUUUUGACUUUUGACUCGAGAGCGAGUAGAACUUGGCAUUGCGGCACAUGUAAGUACGGACUAGUGGAGGGGGGGGGGGAAGACGGCGAAGGCAUGGCACAGUAGCAGGAACUUGUGAGCAAGGUUAAGACAAAAUUAUCCAUGACAUCUGACUGACUUACAAUAACAAUGCAAGCGUCACUGAUCACGACACACAUGAUAAGCUUCGGUGACAUGACCUGAACGUGUCUUGUCUAACAGUUAAAGACAGCUGCUGAGUACCCCGUUAAACUCCACCUUGCAAGAGUGGAGUGGGUGGACUGCGGUGCCGAGACGCGGCACGGAGCAGUUGUUUGCCAACGAGUCCCGGACUCGUGGAAUGCUCGUGGCACACCACGGGUGUGGUCUGCAGUCCUGUCAGCUUCAAAGAGCUGAGGGAGCGAGUUGGUCCGAGAGCGACAACUUGUUCCAGUAACCACAAUUCAAAAGGCGAUUUGAAACUUGUACAUGGAUGUCCAGCAUGCGGGGCAGUUUUUAUGUUAAUGUUUAUGUUAACUUUUUAUGUUUAUGUUAACUUGUUAUACAUGUUAAUUUUCUGACAGUUUAAACUUUCAUUGUCAUUAGAAACAUGAUAUAUAUUCUUAUAUUUAAAGUUGCCAGUAAUUCCUAAGCGUGAAUAACGUAUAUAGUUCUGCUGCUUUUCUUUAAAUAAUGCCCGCUAUUUAUUAACUUGUAUAAGGGCUAUGUUAAAAUGUUAUUUUGCAGCAUUUUUGUGUGUGUUACAUUGGCAUACUGUAACGCAAAUUAAUGAUUUUAUCGGCACAGACUCAUGCUAUUUAUUCGUUCUUUUGAUAAGUGUUCAGGGGCUCACACAUAAUUUUUUUUAACCAUCCAAUGUAGUAAUUAUUUAAACAUUGGGCGGUCGGUCUGCCCGCUGCUAGUGCUACUGCGCUAAGCGGCCAGACUCGCCACGCCAUCUCACGCCCUGUUAGCAGCGUGUACAGUCUCCAGUGUUCCGUGCAGGGGUCGCGCCUGUGCUAUCCGCUGGCUCGUAUGCGCACGGACGCUUGGACACCAGCAUUGCAUUUCGAUGCGCCUCCGUGCCGAAGUGGCACGCGCCAGCAUACAUCGCCCCCGUCUAACACCACCUUCCACCUUCUGGGGACGCCCAAAGACCCAUCCACGCACCCGUGGUGCAGCCUCGGUGUGCCAUCUUAGGAUGCGCUAGGAAAUAUUCUAUGCCUCCCCUUCUUAUAGUCCUCACAUUUUCUGCUUGGGAGCGACACGUCCUGAGGCAUCAUCCAGUAGGACCUAGCUCCCACUCUUCUCUUCAGACCAGAUCUUAAGUUAGACAGCCCUAGCUUAACUUGGUGCUUGGACUGACAUCUUCCGGUGCUCUUACCAAUUAAGUGGGUCCCUUAGUAACACUGUUUUCCCACUUCUGAGCGCCACUUCCUGGGGAGGUAUGCCUUCUAUUUGGCCAUCUUCCCACACCACUUCUAGGCCUCUUUUGCACCAAGAAAUAACCCCUGCCUGCUCCUGAAAAAGCUGUCUGAUUUUGGUUUAAGUGUUAAUUAUUUUAAAUUGGUUUUCAAGUUAUCUUAACAAGAUAUAUUUUUUUUGUGUCCAUCAACAAUCAGAACUCUUCCUUGCACCAUGCUUGCUCGGGAAUACUGCAAGGAGCUACUCUAUCACCUCUCCUCUUCAAUUUAUAAACGAUAUUACCCUGGUUCUAAAUCACUUAACUGGUGAACUCUUUGCAGACGAUCUGAAAAUCUACAAAAUAAUAUGUAACCGCAGUUAAUGAUUGUUCACUUUUCCAGAAAGAUACUAUUGAAAUUAAUACAUGGUGUCUUCUAAAUUUGAUUGCUCUGAACAGUGACAAAACAAAGUUAAUAUCUUUCAAUUUUUUAAUUUCAAGAAAAUACGAUUCUGUAGACUAUAACUAUAAAUUAAAUAACACCCUUAUCUUCAAAUAUUUCAUUGUGAAAGAUCUUGACAUUCUUGAUUCAAAAUUAUAUUUCCACACGCAUGUUGAUUAUUUAUAUUCUACUUCAAAAAGACCGCUUGCUCUUAUUUACUUAUUACGCUACCAACUCAGAUUCAAUCAUCUCACUAUUUUUGGCAUUAAUCAGAUCUAAAUUAGAAUAUUGUUCAGUUAUCUGGAAUUAUAUCAAAAAGGCUGAUGUGGAUAAAUUAGAAAGUAUACAAAAUAAAUUGACUCAGUUAUUCAAAAAGAUUUUCUUCAUCCUAAUCUAACUCCCCUUGCAGAUUGCAGAGCCUAUUUGGAACUUGCUCUUUGUUCAUAAUCCUUAUAAUUAUAAAAUAAAAUGCAGUCAUUUUCUUGAUGAUACAGGCCUAAGAAUACCCCCAUUUAAUUCUCGCCUAUUUUCUUCAUUAUGUACUCUUUUUAACAAUAACAAUCUUAUUUAUACUCAUUAUGAAUUAUAAUAAACUUAACACGAAAUCCAACAAUUUAUAAACUUUAGUAUUUUAGGUAUACCUUUCUGUAAAACAAUUAUUUAUCGUUCUCAUGCUGUUGUUGUUAUUGUAUUGCUGUAAGUAACUUCUAAUAUUUCUAUAUUUAAAUUCUACAUCUCUUCAUAAUACCUUAAUUGUCUGAUGUUUCUAUAACUUUUGUCUAGUUGUCUGUUAUUUGAAUAAUUCAUAUGUUUAUAUUUCCUUUUUUACAUGUUAAUUCUUGUCAUCUGUGUUGUCUGUAAUUGUUGAAUUGGUGAUUUGUUUAUAUUUGUUAUCACUUCACAUCCUCAUGUGUUGGCCAUGUGUGUCUGUCCAGCCUGCUAUGGUGCAGACGGGUGGGAGUCCUUACAUUUGCAGUGAUAACCUUGUAAUUGUCCAGGUGUUGUGCCCACCAUAAAAGACUAAUGUCUGUCUGUGGGACUUUUACAACAAACAAAUAAAUAAAAAGUGUGAUAAAGCUUACAAUUGAACUUUAACGGCACAUUUGUAUUUUAAUGUAAUCUUGUGCACAAUAUAGUAGUGUUUUGAAAAAAAUUAAGAUAGACAAAUUGUUUUCCAACUUUUUUUAUAUAUGUGUUAAUGUUUACUGUAUGUUAAUGGUAUAUCCAACAAUGAAAAAAGAAAAAAGAAUUCAAACAAAAAAAAUUACUAAUGGUUCUGUGAGACCCAGCCCAUGCAAUCAUGUAAAUUUCUUUUAUCCAUGUACUGGCGGGUUAAUUUUUUUCAAACCCUCCAAAAUAAUAUUCUUCUUUAUCUUUAAAAUGACAUCAUGGAAAGAGUAUGGUAAAUUGAAAAAAAGGACUCAAUGUAUUUAAGUAUAUAUUUUCAAAUCUUAUACUUCAUUGCUUACUUUCAUGUCCAUUAUAAUAAACAAAACAGUACAAUGACAAACGAAUUAUGCAUUAAAAAUAAAAAAAUAACGUUUUCAAUAUCUUGAUAGUAGGAUUAUUUGAUAACAUAUUAUGUAAAUAUUAAAAAAAAUACAAUUACCAUCACAAAAAGCAUAGUGUCAGAUUCCAUGACGUAAAACAUUACAUUAUACACGGAACCAAUGGUUCAAAUUAAAUUGCAGAAACAGAGAAGGAAAGUGGGUGCAAACCCUAUGCUACUACCAAUUUGAUUGCAUCAUAAAAUUUUAGUGACACACACAAAGUGUUUCUGAAAGGCAGUAAUAAAUUUUACCCACAAUUCCUCUCUCCUUGUACAGAAAAUCAAAAAUUCUGCAAAAAAAAAAAAUGUGCCCAAAAAUGAUUUGUAUUGUCACAAGAAAUGCUGUAUGCUCUAUAGGAAGUAUUUGAAUAUUACAGAUAAUAUAUCAAA